Encephalitozoon romaleae SJ-2008 is the source of this 693-nucleotide messenger RNA. Its product is annotated as dolichol-phosphate mannosyltransferase. Gene Ontology annotation, biological process: protein O-linked glycosylation via mannose; GPI anchor biosynthetic process. The transcript has a single exon. Gene Ontology annotation, molecular function: dolichyl-phosphate beta-D-mannosyltransferase activity. Bases 1 to 693 code for a protein of 230 amino acids. NCBI's taxonomy places the organism in Eukaryota, Fungi, Microsporidia, Unikaryonidae. Gene Ontology annotation, cellular component: endoplasmic reticulum membrane. The record is from RefSeq and is a predicted model, not a curated record.
AUGUACAAUGUUAUAAUACCAACAUAUAAUGAAAGAGAGAAUAUUAAGGUUCUGCUACGGAUGGUUUCAGAUGUCAUGAAGGAAGAAGGGAAACCGUUCAAAAUAAUUGUUGUGGAUGAUAACAGCCCUGAUGGCACUCGUGUGGUUGUAGAGUCGAUGGGGCUCCCCAACGUGUGUCUUUUAUCAAGGAAGAAGAAACUUGGACUCGGAAGUGCAUAUAGGACAGCCCUCGGGCACUGUGAAUACCCAUUUACUAUUGUGAUGGACGGAGAUUUAUCUCAUGAUCCCAUGUAUAUCAAGACUAUGAUUGAGCUUCAAAGGAAAGGGGCCGAGAUAGUUGUAGGAAGUCGGUACGCCGAAGGAGGGGGAGUGUAUGGGUGGUCUAUGAAGAGAAAAAUCAUAAGCCUGGGUGCAAACAAUCUUGCCAGGACAUUCCUUAACAUAAAUGUAUCUGACGUUACAGGAAGCUUUCGAUUAUAUAAAACAGAGGCAUUCAGAGCAUUGGUUGAGAAGUCUGUGUCUACAGGAUAUUCUUUUCAGAUGGAGCUGAUGUGCUUGGCAAAGAGACAUGGAUUUACAAUAUCUGAGUGUCCAAUAGUUUUCCAUGAUAGAAGAAGAGGAGAGUCGAAGCUGUCUUUGAUGGAGAUUGUGAUGUACUUAAGAACGAUAGUCUUGCUGUUUUUCAGUGUCUAA